This is a messenger RNA of Polypterus senegalus (gray bichir), 1329 nucleotides long. It is a transcript of the gene psme3ip1, whose product is annotated as proteasome activator subunit 3 interacting protein 1. The transcript has 8 exons. The coding region runs from base 203 to 970 and encodes 255 amino acids. The record is from RefSeq and is a predicted model, not a curated record. Lineage: Eukaryota; Metazoa; Chordata; Cladistia; Polypteriformes; Polypteridae. Gene Ontology annotation, cellular component: nucleus.
CGGAACUGAGGGUUUGUGCUACGGAGUUAGGGAGGAAGAAUUUAAGUGUGACACGAAGUCGUCUUAUCUAGUGUUUAAAUAUGGAUCAUUGAGUUUCCUUAUGAAUGCUUUGAGGUUUAUGUACAAAAUAAUGAAAAACUAAAUAGCUGGAUUGAAAAAGUAAGUGUUUGUCUUGCCUGAAGAUACUUCUCAAGGUGAUUUUAUGAUGGCAGGUACAGGAGAAGAACUCUUUAUCAACAACAAGUUUGUGUCUGAGACUCAGUUAGAAGAAAGACGCAAAAAAAGGCAAGAAGAAUGGGAAAAAGUGCGCAAGCCAGAUGAUCCAGAAGAAUGUCCAGAAGAAGUCUAUGAUCCUCGAUCUCUGUAUGAGCGUUUACAGGAGCAAAAAGACAAGAAGCAACAGGAAUUUGAAGAGCAAUUUAAGUUCAAAAAUAUGGUAAAAGGUCUUGAUGAAGAUGAAACAAAUUUUCUUGACGAGGUUUCCAGACAACAGCAACUUAUUGAGAAGCAACGGAGAGAUGAAGAUAUGAAAGAACUGCAUGAAUACAGAAGUGCACUCUCAAAGCUGCCCACCAGUCUAGAAACAAGGAGUAAUCAGGAAAAGAAGCCAUCAUCUAAAAUGACUGAAAAUAAGAACAUGAUGUCACAAGCAAAACUUCUGGCAGGAGCUGUGAAACGCAGAAGCUUGGACAACUCAGAAAGUGUAAAAAAACAGAAAGUAGAGAAAGAGGAAGACAGAAGACAUGAAGCAGAGGCCGACUGCCAUGGAGAAGCAACUCGGCCUAGUGGGCUUUCCAUGGCAGUUCACCGGCCAUCAGCAGCUGUGUGUGUGGGCAUCCUGCCGGGCCUAGGGGCCUACUCUGGCAGCAGCGACUCGGACUCCAGCAGCGACAGUGAAGGUAUUGAUAGCGUUGCAGGAAAGCUGGUCUCUGCCGUCCUGCGCUCAAACCGUGAUUUGGAGACCCUCUGAGGGGAACUCUUAGUUUUGUUCUUUCCUUGCUGCAUGAGACACAAUUCAUUGUGUGCGGAGACUUUUCUAACACUUCCCACUUCCCCCCCUGUCUUCCAUUCACACAGUUUGACCUUUGACCCUUCUACAUGAAUGGAAGAUUUCCUGACACUUUUACAGAGCUAACUUGGCUGAAGGAUGUUUAGGUCUGCCGAGGACAUGCCAGAGCCGAAGAUACUAAAUUUCACAUCUUUAAUAAUUUAGACAGUUCCUGUUGCUUGGUGAUUUUGCUAAACUCCACUGUCCGUGGAGUAGGAUGAGAGAAAAACAUUUCUGAAAAUGUCUGUAAAGUGAGAUUUUGAAAUAAACCUUUCACCUAA